AUCAUCGCUCCCGGCUCCGCCCCAGCUUGGGCGGGGACUUUGCCAUCGACUAUAAGACCUGGAGCGGGGACGCCCAACGCCAGGGCAGAUAUUCCUUCGUCCCCGAGUUGCCGGUCGCGUCCAUUAGCUCCUUGCCGCGGCCCGCCCGUGGAUUCAGGUCCCCAGUUCGAGUCCGAGUAUCUGCCCAGCCUCUCCAUUUAGAGCAGCACGUCGCCGGCGCUGACGAUGGAGCGGCUGACCGUGAAAGCCUACCUGAUGGGCAAAGAGGAGGCGGCCCGGGAGAUCCGCCGCUUCAUCCUGGAGCUGCCCGAUGGCCCGGGUGGCUGCGAGUUGCUGCUCCAACGCGUGGCCGAAGUGUUCCCGGCGCUGCGGCCUGGGGGCUUCCUGGCAUACUACCGCGAUGAAGAUAGGGACCUUAUUGCCUUCUCCAGCGAUGAGGAGCUGUGCAUGGGUAUGUGCUACGUUAAAGAAGGCCUCUUUCGGAUUUACAUAAAAGAGAAGAAAGAAUGUAAGCGGGAGCAUCGUCCCUCUGCCCAGGAGGCUCCCAGUAACGUGGUGCAUCCCAACGUGAUCUGUGACGGCUGCAACGGGCCGGUGGUGGGGAACCGCUUCAAGUGCACCAUCUGCCCCGACUACGACCUCUGCAGCAGCUGUGAGAGCAAAGGGCUUCACAAAGAGCACAACAUGGUGAUCUUCCAAAAUCCCAUCACCGCCUACCAGCCUGAGUGGCUUUCCCGCCGACGGUGGUUUCAGAAGGUGAGACAAGGAGGGAGUAUUCCCCCUUUUGGAUGGAUGCCAGGCUGGGGAUUUGUUUCUUCUCAGUCCCUGAGUCUUCCGCAGGCACAAUCUUGCCCGACUCCCUGCAGCUCAAGAGCAGAACAAGCUAGUACUAAUUCACAACAGGAUCCCCAUGUCACCUUCCUGCAUAAUGUAGGUAAAAAUGUGGCUGCUGUUCUUGGCCCUCUGGGUAUUGACGUUGACAUUGAUGUAGAGCAUGGAGGGAAAAGGAGCAAGGUGACUCCAUCCUGCUCUCAGUCUUACAGUGAGAAGAAUAGCCCUCAGCCAAGUGACUGCUCAUCCAGCCAGAGCCAAGCCCAGAACUCUGAAAUGGAGAUGGCGUCCCUCUCCAAGCAGAUGCAGAAGGUCGUUGUGAAGUGUGCGGUGCAAGUGGAUGAGUGCCCAUCCUCAUCCCAGGACCAGACCGAGGCUGGUAACAGUUCAGGAGGAGAUGAUGACUGGACUCAUUUGUCUUCCAAAGAAGUGGAUCCUUCCACAGGUGAACUUCAGUCCCUACACAUGCCAAAAACAGAUGGUCCCCACUGCGUGGGCCGUUUCCGAGAAGGGCCCACGGGGCUCAGGGAAGCUGCCUUAUACCCACAUCUUCCACCAGAAGCAGACCCACGCCUGAUCGAGUCCCUCUCCCAGAUGCUGUCCAUGGGCUUCUCCGAUGAGGGCGGCUGGCUUACCAGGCUCCUGCAGGCCAAGUGCUUUGACAUCGGGGCUGCUCUCGAUGCCAUCCAGUACUCCAAGCACCCGCAUCAUGCCUGUUAAAAGUCCUACUAUUAACUCCUCAGUUCUCAGUUGCUUUCCUGUAACCAUACUACACUGACCUGUUGUCAGUCCCAGUUUCUCUGGAAAUUAAGCUUAUCUUUGAAGUUUAGUUCUGUGUUCACUUUUUGCUUAGGCCAUCAUGAGCAUCAGUGCACCCACCUCUGACCGUCGUGUCAUUGUUUCAAGGGGGAGGCAGGAAAUAGAUUGAGGGGGACUGGCUCACCUCGGGCCUUGCUUCUUCACUGCUUUGUGAAGGAACAAUUUUGUAAGGAGGAGGAGGAGAGGACAGUUGGGUAGGGGAAGUGAAGGGCCAACUUUGCUUUAUUUCAGUGUUCCCUUAGCUCUGUAAGAGAACUGGUUUGUGUCAGUUGUCUUAAAAUUAAGUGGUGUUAACCUUUCACCUCUGUAACCAAUUCUGCAGUUAACCUUGUGAAGAACUGAUGUUGCUUUCUUUGGUGGAAAAAAUUGCCAUAUCCAACACCGUUCAUUCAAUAAACAUUCAUUCAGCCUUUA
Molecule: messenger RNA, 2064 nt
Organism: Antechinus flavipes (yellow-footed antechinus)
Lineage: Eukaryota; Metazoa; Chordata; Mammalia; Dasyuromorphia; Dasyuridae
Gene: SQSTM1
Product: sequestosome 1
Exons: 8
Coding region: 226-1551 (441 amino acids)
Biological process (GO): endosome organization; mitophagy; aggrephagy
Cellular component (GO): aggresome; amphisome
Molecular function (GO): zinc ion binding; protein kinase C binding; K63-linked polyubiquitin modification-dependent protein binding
Source: RefSeq, a predicted model, not a curated record